AUGGCCUCAAUCUUUAUAAAACAUGUCCUUGUUUUCCUUGUAGCUAUCUCUGCCACUUCGUGGAUGGUCCAAGCAAGUGAUCCAGACAUCUUAUCUGAUUUCAUCCUCCCAUCCAACCUUAAUGGAGUUAAUGGGAGUUUCUUCACCUUCACUGGAAUGCGCGGAAUAUUUAAUCAACCCCCACCAACCUUUAAGGUGACAAAAGCUAGCUUGGCGGAAUUCCCAGCUCUCAACGGCCAGAGCGUCUCCCUGGCCGUUCUCCAGUACCCUGCAGGCGGCGUUAACCCACCUCACACUCAUCCUCGUGCAGCUGAGCUACUGUUUGUUGUGGAAGGUAGUCUUGAGGUCGGAUUUGUUGACACGACUAAUAAACUCUACACUCAAACACUUCAAUUGGGGGACAUUUUUGUGUUCCCGAAGGGACUAGUUCACUACCAAUACAAUGCCAAUGCCACUGAACCGACAACUGCUAUCUCUGCCUUUGGUAGUGCAAGUGCUGGGACUGCGUCACUUCCUACAACUCUGUUUGCCACUGGGAUCGAAGAUGACAUUCUUGCCAAGUCUUUUAAAACCGACGUUGCAACUAUUCAGAAGCUCAAGGCAGGUCUUGCACCACCAAAAGCCUAA
Ilex paraguariensis (yerba mate) is the source of this 627-nucleotide messenger RNA. The record is from the annotation of a GenBank genome assembly. NCBI's taxonomy places the organism in Eukaryota, Viridiplantae, Streptophyta, Magnoliopsida, Aquifoliales, Aquifoliaceae.